Molecule: messenger RNA, 1069 nt
Organism: Penaeus monodon (black tiger shrimp)
Lineage: Eukaryota; Metazoa; Arthropoda; Malacostraca; Decapoda; Penaeidae
Product: serine-protein kinase ATM-like
Exons: 6
Coding region: 146-1054 (302 amino acids)
Source: RefSeq, a predicted model, not a curated record
ACACUGGUUCUCACCCGUAGAUUUGCUGAGGAUUUGUAUUUGGGUGUACGAAAAGGGGAUUCCCAAUGCAGACAGCACAGCAAUCAUUGGAGUGGUGGAGGGCAUAGUGAAAUGCUGCUGUAGAACACUUGGCAGCCACACCCCCAUGGUCAUCCUGCGACCAGUUCCAUGCUUCCUUAGGAGGAGUCUUACCAACAGCAAGCUCUCAUCCCAAUAUGUAUUGCAGACCAGCUUUCUCAGCCUACUCUUGACUUUCACAAAGGCGAUGGCAGGCGAGUGGCGUCAACUGGUGUGCAGUAUUGGCGAGGAAACUUUCAAUCAUGUCUUGGCCAUGUGGGACAGCAGGCCAUCUCUGCGCCAGUCACAGCUCCUUGAGUACUUGAACUUGUUGAUCCUUGUUCAUGAUCCACAAGAAGGGACCCACAAGGAGGGGAGCAUAAGUACUGACCCCAUCACUUGGCAACGUUGCUUGCACCGCCUCUAUCAACUUAUCCAUGACCACCUAAGUCAGCUGAGUACCAAAAACAAGCUAUCUGGGGUUUCUGGUAGUUUUAGUGCAGAUCAGCAGACAAUACCACAGAAUCUGGUGUUGUUAUCUGCCAGGCUGUGCAGCAAGAUUUUCCAAGACACUGCAAACUAUGGUGUUCUGGACAUCACUCAGUCAAGCAGCACCCAAACAAAUGCUGACAUGAGUGUGACACAGGCUGGAAAGGCUAACAAGAGGAGGAGGAUUGAAGUUGGCCUACAACCUUUAACCUCCAAGCUAAAGGAAGAAGGAACUCAUCCGCACGUGAUUCCUUGGUACCAAAUUCUCUUGGAGUUGCUGAAAUCGUACUCAGGCAUUUUUGAUCCUGAAAGGUGCUUGCUGAUGUUGGAUAUGUUCACCUGUACCCUGGGAGAGAGCAGGGUGGCAUUUGUACAAGAACACAUUAUACAGUGUCUAGGAGCUCUUGCGUUGCAGUACAACAAAGUUUUCCCUGAGAAAAGUGCUCACAAACAGAUGAGGAGUGGCAAAUGGUCCCCUGUUUGGGAUCUUGUACUAAGGUGUGUUUAGAUUGACUUUAUUUUA